AUGUUUAAGAAGUUUGAUUCGACUUCAAUUACUGGCGUUAAAGCUGAUGAAAAAUUCGCCAUCGAAGGGGCAUCAGCCUACGGCAAGGAGAAAAUAGUAAGUGAGCUGGCUGUCUAGUAGGAGCAGGACAAAUUAAAGAAGGAAACUGAGGCGAAGUCCAUAUUACAUGGAGGUACUUUAAAUAAAGUAGGCUCUACGGAUCCAACGGGCUCUAACAGCGGUCUUGUAGGUUAGAAUAACAAAAUCUCUCCAUUCAGAUCUCAAAGAAAUGCAUCGAUUGGCAGCGUUGCAGCAAAUAACGCCAUGGCACACAACGGAAUGAUGCAAAUUUCAGGAAUAAAGGGACAGCAGGCUAUUCAGAAAUGUGUGAAACUCAUUAAACCCGACCCCAACAUGAUCAGAAGACUACUCAAUGAGGAAAAAGAUGAGAGGUACAGGUAUUUACUUAGACAUGGUAAUAUUCUCAAUAUUGAGUCUGAAACUCUAUCGCUUUACGUGGAGUUACCUCAGAUUCCAAAUAUAAUAAUAGUGUAUCGUCGACCAUCAGAAAGAGAAAUGAAUGUUGAAAAGAUGAAUCUUGAUUCUCGCAACUUGAAACACAUCCCACUUCUCGAGGGUGAGGAAAAAAUCAAGUACUUGAACCUCUAGAAUAACGAAAUCGUUAAAAUAGAGAAUUUAGUGUCGUUACCCAACCUGACAUUCCUUGAUUUAUCUAUGAACAAAAUUAAAGAAAUUUCAAAUUUCUCUACCGUUGAACAUCUUAGAGUCCUCAUUCUGAGUAAAAACAUGAUUGAGUCUAUAAGAAAUCUCGAUGCCUUCAAGAAUUUAGAUGUCCUUGAUCUCCAUGAAAAUAAGAUCACUAAGAUUGAUAAUCUCAGCAAGUUAGUCAACUUAAGAGUACUUAAUCUCUCAAACAAUUCAAUUGAAGUAAUUGAGAAUUUAGGCGGACUCAAAGCCCUUGUUGAGCUAAAUCUCAGGAAAAAUAAGAUUAAUCUGAUCAAGGAGCUGAACGGUCUUAACAGUCUCUAGAAAUUAUACCUUUCUAAUAAUAACAUCGGCUCAGUUGAAAAUGUCAAGGAGCUGCCAUCACUGACUGAUAUCACUCUUGAAAAUAAUCCAAUAGAAAAGAUAGCUAAGUUUCAACAGAUUAUAAAGGACAAAUUCCCAUCAGUAUAAUUCUUAAAUCUUCAGAAAAUAAAUUUGCCACUUGAAGAGACUAUUACAAAAAAGGAACCAACCACUCCAGUCUCAAACAAAAAUGCAGACAAAAGUUUGAUAUCAAAUAAUGAGAAAAAGAGUCCCAACAGAGUAUUAGAAAUGGGAGUAAAUCAGACUAAGAAUUCAAGUAAUAAUGUCACUUCAUCAGUAUCUAAGCCUAAAAUAGAGUCAAAUGUUAUUAAGAUUAUCCAAAGAGAAUGGGAAAAGGAGUGUGAGAGACUAGAUGCCAAGAAAAAUGGAUACAAACCAAAGUAAUAAGUAGGAGAUAAAAGUCUUGUCUAAAGUGGUCAUGCUGAAAUUGAAGCUAAUAGAAUACUUUAUAUAUUUGGAAAUGCUCUUGAAGUUCUGUAAAGAUCAGAGUUUUAUGAGCAAGUUGAGGAGAUGCAUAUGCAGUAUGUGAGAUUCGAUUUGAUUGUAUACCAUGCAAAUCUUGAUAAGUUGAAGAAGUUUACUAAACUAAAGAAACUUGUACUCUCAAACAACUAUCUCAAUUCAUUCAUUCUAUUAUCUAAGAUUGAGUUUAAUGGAAUGCCCAUUAAUGAUUUCGAUAAGAAGGUGGCCAAAUAACAGUUUUAACUAUUUGAUAAAAUUCUCUCAAUUCAAAACAUUUUUACUAAGAAGACUAGCUCAGCAAUGGAUCCUACAAAGCGCUAAGAACAGAGACUAAAGUCAAAGAAGAACUUAGAGUUUGCUCACAUAUAUGUUUUGGGCUUAAUAGAUGACUGCACCAGAAAAGAAGAGGAUAAGUCUGAUAUUGAUAGCAAGCUAGAAAAGGUCGUCAAAAACAUCAUCAAUACAACAACUAUGGAACUAAUAGGGGACUCAUAUCAAAUGGAGAGGAAACUGCAUGAAGGCAUUUCUAAAUCAGUCAAGGCUUGA
This is a messenger RNA of Stylonychia lemnae, 2097 nucleotides long. Lineage: Eukaryota; Ciliophora; Spirotrichea; Sporadotrichida; Oxytrichidae. The record is from the annotation of a GenBank genome assembly.